Molecule: messenger RNA, 692 nt
Organism: Arabidopsis lyrata subsp. lyrata
Lineage: Eukaryota; Viridiplantae; Streptophyta; Magnoliopsida; Brassicales; Brassicaceae
Product: ribulose-phosphate 3-epimerase, cytoplasmic isoform
Biological process (GO): carbohydrate metabolic process; pentose-phosphate shunt, non-oxidative branch
Cellular component (GO): cytosol
Molecular function (GO): D-ribulose-phosphate 3-epimerase activity; metal ion binding
Source: RefSeq, a predicted model, not a curated record
UCCGUCGAUGCUGUCAUCGGAUCGGACUUCGCAAAUCUAGCGGCGAAGGCCAAUCGGAUGAUCGAUCUGGUUCACAUGGACAUUAUGGACGGGCAUUUUGUCCCGAAUCUAACCAUUGGUGCUCCUCUCAUCGAGAGUUUGCGAAAGCACACAAAUGCAUAUCUUGAUUGCCACCUUAUGGUGACGAACCCCAUCGAUUACGUGGAACACAUGGCUAAAGCUGGUGCUUCUGGUUUCACAUUCCACGUCGAGGUGGCCAAAGAGAAUUGGCAACAACUUGUUGCUGGGAUGAGGCCAGCUGUGGCUCUAAAGCCUGGAACACCUGUCGAACAAGUCUAUCCUCUGGUUGAAGGAACAAUUCCGGUUGAAAUGGUUCUUGUGAUGACUGUAGAACCUGGAUUUGAGUUUAUGCCUAACAUGAUGGGCAAGGUUAUGUUGGGUCUUUUAUAAGUCUUUUAGCUAAUAGUUUUUGUAUUUUUCCUUUCAAAUGGAAGCUGCACGUGGUGGCGGUGGUGUGCUGAGACGGCGUUGUAUUCUCAUCGGAAUAUGGUACCUCUUCGUUUCUCUCAGGGUUAAAAAGUUGGUCCUUAAUGUUUUAAAGUCAUUUCGUGAAUCCUGAUACAUAAUCUUGGUUCCAAGAACUGUAUAUCGUCAUUUUGAGUUAUUAAUUCCCUCACACACAGACUAUUUCA